GAAUGAGCAUGUGACAGUGCCUCGGAUAGCAGCUAGCGCUGUCUUGGUCGUCGGAUCACUUUCGCCUCGGUGAUUAGACUUACCUAGAGUAUCAAUGAAAAUUGCACGGUUAACAAAGGAAAAUGAACGACAGUGUAUCUCUUGGAGAGCUGUUCCUCGGUUGCAAGAGCUGUGGCAAUCAUCGGCAUUGCACACUGCCUAGGCAGAGAGAGAGAGCAUCAGCUCAAUCAAAUGUCCAUUCUCGUGCUCUUUGCUCUUGGAAUCCCGGUCCCGUCAUAACCAGGCCGUCGAAUCAAAUCUUUCAAUACGAACUUGGCCGGCCCCUGAUCCGUUUUGUUGGGUCCUCACCCCUCGUCGCUACAGCCGAAUGUGGCAGGCGGUAAAGUAUUUCCCAUCCUGUGCGUCAUUCCAAGUGGUGCAGAGCUCAGCGCAGAGGGUGGUGUAGAAGCGGCAGAACCAUUGGCGGGCAGGCAGUAAUAGAGACUAAUAGUGCUGUCUCUGAGGUGGUCACAUGGACUGAGUGAGGAGACAAAUUACCUUUGCCUUUACCUUAUCGUAUAAAACUGAUCGCACACGCUCGAUCCUUCUUCUCGUCCUACCAAAAUUGUCCUAUAUGAGAAUCAUUACCUAUCUAUUUCGUCCAUCCAUUUGUUCAGCGUUCUCUGCCUCGACUAGGUUUCCUGCUAUUCGAUAUAUCUCCCAUUCCAGACCACUUUCCACCCGCUUGCCCACCAUGUCCUCUGGAUUACUCAACGUAAAUGGCAAUGGGAGGCCGGAAAAGAGACACAAAGUCACAGUCAUCGGCUCAGGAAACUGGGGCUCGACCAUAGCCAAGAUUGCUGCUGAAAACACCAAAGCCCACCCCGAGCUGUUCGAGGAGAAAGUCCAGAUGUGGGUAUAUGAGGAAGAUGUCAUGCAUGAGGGCAAGGUUGAGAAGCUGUCAAAUGUUAUCAAUACCCACCAUGAAAAUAUCAAAUACCUGCCGAAAAUCAAGCUGCCGACCAACCUCGUUGCGAACCCUUCCCUCGAAGAUGCCGUUCAGGGCUCAUCUAUCUUGAUCUUCAACCUCCCUCACGAGUUCAUCCACAAGACCUGCACAACGCUGAAGGGAAAGAUUGUACCAUAUGCUCGCGCCAUAUCGUGCAUCAAAGGUGUCGAUGUCUCAGACGAAGGCGUGUCUCUCUUCUCGGAAUGGAUUGGCGAUGGCCUGGGCAUCUACUGCGGUGCACUUUCCGGAGCCAACCUCGCUUCUGAGAUUGCUGAAGAGAAGCUAUCCGAGACUACCAUAGCAUAUGAUCCGCCGCCCAUGGACAACUCUCGCAAUCCGUCCCGCAAUGCUACCCCACGAUCAGCCACACCGGCUCGUGGUGACCCGCGGGAGCUGAGCAUAACACCCCUAACUGAUAUGCAGCACAGAGACGCUCGUGGGAGAAUUAGUAAAACCCGCCUGACCCCCGUGCCGCCAGAGUACCCCCCACUUGACCAUGACACCUUCAAAGCUCUGUUCCAACGCCCUUACUUUUUGGUUAGCAUGGUUUCCGAUGUAGCUGGCACCUCUCUUGGUGGGGCGCUGAAGAAUAUCGUAGCUCUGGCUGCUGGUUUCGUUGUAGGCAAGGGCUGGGGAAACAACGCCAAGUCAGCCAUCAUGCGUGUUGGGCUGCUAGAGAUGAUCAAAUUUGGCAAGGAGUUUUUCGGCGAGACUGUGUCUACUGCCACCUUCACAAAGGAAAGUGCAGGCGUUGCUGACCUGAUCACGAGUUGCUCGGGAGGUCGUAACUUCAACGGCGCCAAGCUUGCCGUAGAGCGAGGUGUCUCGGUCCAAGAGAUCGAGCAAAAAGAGCUUAAUGGCCAAAAGCUACAGGGAACAAGCACGGCAGCUGAAGUAUACUCAUUCUUACAGAAGCGCGGGGUAGAGAAUGACUAUCCGCUAUUUACGGCUGUGUUCGACAUUCUGGAGGGCCGGAAAACAGUAGACGAUAUUCCGGCGAUUUUGGCAAAGGCGCAAUCAUAGACUAGGACGGGUUUACAGCGGUUACAAUUCAGAUAUACGCAACUAGACCUAGAUACUAUGCUCCAGCCCGUAUAAUUAUUGGAAGAUACGAUAUUAUGACUUAGGCACUGACGGUACUGAUUGAUCUAAUACACAAACAUGUAAUGGGACACCUUACAUCUUCCCUG
Messenger RNA from Xylaria bambusicola, 2178 nucleotides. RefSeq names its product glycerol-3-phosphate dehydrogenase. Gene Ontology annotation, cellular component: cytosol; glycerol-3-phosphate dehydrogenase (FAD) complex; nucleus. Gene Ontology annotation, molecular function: NAD binding; glycerol-3-phosphate dehydrogenase [NAD(P)+] activity. The transcript has 2 exons. Bases 614 to 2011 code for a protein of 465 amino acids. The record is from RefSeq and is a predicted model, not a curated record. Gene Ontology annotation, biological process: carbohydrate metabolic process; glycerol-3-phosphate catabolic process. Lineage: Eukaryota; Fungi; Ascomycota; Sordariomycetes; Xylariales; Xylariaceae.